Molecule: messenger RNA, 928 nt
Organism: Lolium perenne
Lineage: Eukaryota; Viridiplantae; Streptophyta; Magnoliopsida; Poales; Poaceae
Source: RefSeq, a predicted model, not a curated record
CCUUGCUGGGAUCUGCAAGAGAACACAGUUACAAACCACUGGAACAUCCACACAAGAGAAGAGUACAUGGCUUGCAUCAAUACCUUGCAGAGCUGCUCCAUGUUCAAAGGGGCCAAGGCCGAGGGCGGCGCCAGGAGGGGCAGAGCCAGCGGCGUCGGGUGUCGGGCGUCGACGUUCAUGGACGGGAACGGGCUCCGGCUGGGCCUCGACGAGAACCCUGACGCCAUCAUCUCCGGUGAGUGGCCCGAGAACUUCUCCCUCAUCAGCUACGACGAUUUCCGCGUAUAUCUUCAGUCCCAGCAGCAGCAGGAUGCCCAGGCUGGGGAUCAGCAGCGGGUGGCACUCUUGCGCGAGGCCAUGUCGACGCCUGUCUUGAUGGCCACAGCAGAUCAGACGCUGGAGGAGGUUGAAGGCCACUUUGAGUUUGUGUCGGGCCUCCCGGUUGUAGACAGUGCUCGGAGAUGUGUUGGGGUGCUUGUCAAGAGCGAUCGAACAAGAGCUUCACAUGGGUCAAGGACAAAGAUUGCACAAGUGAUGACCUCUCCAGCGAUCACGCUAUCAUGUGAUAGAACAGUGACCGAUGCCGCAGCUCUGAUGCUCAAAAAGAAGAUCCACAGAUUACCAAUAGUAAAUCAGGACAACCAAGUGAUAGGUAUAGUUACCCGUGAUGACGUACUUCGUGCGUUGGAGGCCAUGCUGAAGAUUUAGAGGUGCAGGAGGUGCUUGGUACUUGUGGAUUUGUACAUAUGUGUCCGCGGUACUUUUGAGUAGCAGGGAGAUGUAUAAUCUGUAUAACUGUUGUAGCCUGAAUCACAAAAAUAAGCCUGGGAGAACUUAGGAGAGCUUUUCCUUGUAAAGAAGCACACCAGGAAGCUUCUGCUCUAUUGUACGGUCUGGUGUCUGCAAAUGAAAAUGUUUCCAUGAGCAA